This is a messenger RNA of Aspergillus melleus, 339 nucleotides long. RefSeq names its product translation initiation factor eIF1 (gene SUI1). Gene Ontology annotation, cellular component: eukaryotic 43S preinitiation complex. The coding region runs from base 1 to 339 and encodes 112 amino acids. Gene Ontology annotation, biological process: translational initiation. The transcript has 4 exons. Gene Ontology annotation, molecular function: ribosomal small subunit binding; translation initiation factor activity; RNA binding. Lineage: Eukaryota; Fungi; Ascomycota; Eurotiomycetes; Eurotiales; Aspergillaceae. The record is from RefSeq and is a predicted model, not a curated record.
AUGCGCAUGACAUUUUGGCGGGACCCCUUCGCCGAAGCUGACGAAGACACCGGCGAGACUAAACAGUCUCAGAAUUAUAUCCAUAUCCGGAUUCAGCAGCGCAAUGGCCGUAAGACCUUGACUACCGUCCAGGGUCUUCCUAAGAAGUUCGACCAGAAGAAGAUUCUGAAGGUGAUCAAGAAGAAAUUCGCCUGCAAUGGAACCAUCGUCAACGACACUGAGAUGGGUGAUGUGAUUCAGCUGCAAGGAGACCAGCGUAAAGAUGUUCAGGAGUUUUUGACCGACAAGAAGGAAGGUCUCGAGCUGGAUGCCAAGACCAUCAAGGUCCACGGUUUCUAA